AUGAAGUUCGCUGCUAUCUGCCUCUCGGUCAUUUCCGUCGUCGCGGCGGCAGCUGUCGCCCCAGUCAUCGAGGCGCGCCAGAGCAUCGAGACCGUCACCGACGAGAUCUUGUUCAGCAUCACGCUUCCAGCCUUCACAGCCCGUCGAAAUGCGCUUGACCCCAACACCGUCGACUGGACCUCUGACGGAUGCACCUCGUCUCCUGACAACCCGUUCGGAUUCCCUUUCACUCCUGCGUGCAAUCGACAUGAUUUUGGCUACAACAACUAUCGUGCCCAAACUCGCCUCACCGUGAGCACCAAGAAGAAGAUCGACGACAACUUCAAGAAAGACCUCUACUACCAAUGCAGCAGCGUCUCCUUGCGCUGGCUAUGCGAGGCCCUUGCUGAUGUCUACUACGCUUUCGUCCGAGUCUUCGCUGGAGGCGGUGAUGUCGCCCCCGGAAAGCGAGAUGAUGAGCUCGUCCAAAUCUAUGAGGAGAAGCUGGCCCUCUAUAACCAGCUCCUUGAGGAGGCCAGGGCAAAUGGGAUAAUUGAAGGAUAG
Molecule: messenger RNA, 543 nt
Organism: Clonostachys solani
Lineage: Eukaryota; Fungi; Ascomycota; Sordariomycetes; Hypocreales; Bionectriaceae
Source: the annotation of a GenBank genome assembly